Vicugna pacos (alpaca) is the source of this 1651-nucleotide messenger RNA. NCBI's taxonomy places the organism in Eukaryota, Metazoa, Chordata, Mammalia, Artiodactyla, Camelidae. The record is from RefSeq and is a predicted model, not a curated record.
AUGAUUGACGUGACCAGGACAGACAAAACAAUACCGCCUGUUUGUGUGUGUAAAGAACCGGUGUGUACGUGUGGAUACUCUGCACAAGAGAGAUGCGUAGGUGAUCCAAGGGACUGUGUUCUAUUUAAGGAUCAGAUUGCUCUCUUUACCCUGCAGAAGCGAAGAGACAGAUACUGUGAACAAAAGGGACAUUACCUCUAUGUUCGUGGAAAGCUACAGUGCAAUGAGGAGAUGGACACAGGAGCAGCUCUAAUAACCCAUGGAAGAACGUCUUUUAUUCACACUCGCUUUUAUGACAUGAUGUUUAAGUUGCAGUCUGAAGUAAAAGAGUCAGAUGGAGAAACAGAAAAGACCCAUGGAGGCAAACGGACCCACAUGGACAGAGCUGCAGAUUUACAUCUGGGCACAGCGCCUGCAGAGACGUACGAGCAAGUCGCGGGUACUGCCAGAGAAUGGCAAGUUGGAAUUUCAGAUUGCCGAGGUGGCACCAUUCUGGAUAAUCUGAAGCUCUGGAGUGACGCCAGACACGCCUCAAGUAAGGGAGAGACAUCUGUUGGGAUCCCUGGAUACAUCAGUUUAACUAUGAGAGAGAACUGGAGAGGACGUUUCAUACCAGUUGCAGAGUUGAUGAUCCCCCCUUCCCUCGAUCACAUUGGUGGAGGUGCCUCUUACACCUGUGCAGUGCCAUCUACUGCGGGUGGGCUGCCGCAGCUCGGCCAGGGCAGGGGACUCACCGCUGCUGUCCUGACAGGGCGAGGUCCUCUCCAGACGCACGUGAUGCUCGGCGCGGGGCAGGGGCCCAAAGGCCUGCACGCAUUUGCCCGCCGACGCUUUGCUGUAAAAGGACUCAUUGUCCAGCGUCUCCAUAACGUGCUCCAACGCGCCUCCUGCGCCCAUGUAAAAGUCACUGUUUUUACUCGGUGGGCUCUUGAGGGCAAACUUCUCGCUGAGAAACUCCAUAAUCCUGGAAGGCUGUCGCGGAGCUCCUGGGGCUCGGAAGCUGGAGAGCGCUGGGGGAGGGAGCGAGUGGGCGGGAGAAGGGAGGGCCAGAGAGGAGCGAAGGGGAAGCGAGCGCUGCGGCGCCGGGAGCUGCCCGGCUCCGAGCCCUUUAAGACGUCCGGGCUGCAAAGGGGGCACCCGAAGUUGCUUUUAUAUCUUGAAACUCAGCUGGGCUCCUCGGGCAACCUCCCAGUUCUAAUGAAUAUGAAAAUAGGCAGGCGACUAACUCCACCCCGGGUCCCCCUCCGCCUCCACCCCACCCCCAUCUUCCCCCACUUACCCGGGCAGGGCGCGUCCAGGCCUAGGUUAGACAGACAGCUCCAUUUCAGACAAAUGCCAGCAGGGACGAAGCCACGACACCCAGAAACAUUGUCGACGCGACAGUGGACUGGCAUUUCAGAAGAGCUUGGUUGGCGACUAAGGAUUGCGUCUUCCAAGGGCGGCCUCUGCUCGACAGCCUUUCCCGCACAGGCUCUCGCAGCGCCUGUUCCGUCUUCCCAGGCCAGGCAGCCACCCUGGGGCCUUGGGCGCGCCGGGCAGACCCCACUCUGGGGUGGAGAGGCCAAGCCCAGCUCCGGCGAGCUUCCGGGUGGGCUCGGAAAUUUCCACUUUCUUCAGGGUCUUGGCUGACCUAGGACUUACUGGGAGACCC